UUCAGUUGGUAAAGAUUUAUUUGAUUCUAAAUCCAACAUAUUUGCAAUUCACGUCAAUUAUUUGUGAUAGAUGUGUGGGAUACUCUAGUUCUGUCUCUAUAAAGAGUAUAAAGGAUGCAAUCGACUCUUAUUGUACAAGUUUAUAAUAAAAAAAGAAAUAACUAAAAGUAGUAAUGUUUUAAUAUACAUAAGAGAGGUUUGACCUCAAUCAAUAAAUACGGUAUCUUGGCGGGUUUGCGGUAACAGCUACAUCAAGAUAAUAAUUCAGGAUUAUCACAGCAGUAGUAAGUUGUCGCCGAUGUACACACAGUUGUAACCGUUGUAAUUAUUUAUAGGGAAUACGCCAAAACAGGGUUGUAAAUACGUCAAAGUAAUGCCGAUUUAUUGAUACGUAAAUGGGUGGGUGGUCAAAAAAAAACUUAUAUGUUCUGGUUUAACUCAUAAAAUAUUCAUUUUACUAAUCAUAAAGAUUUCUUAGAAAAUGUAAAUGAAUGAAAUGAAGUUACUGGAAUGGCUAAUUUCGAAGAACUGUCAUCUGAAGACAGACCUAGAAGAAGUACGUUUUCUCGUUCACACUCUUUACCGCAAUUAUCACAACAUGAUUCCGGAUUAGGAAGUUAUUAUGGGGGUUCUGGAGGUGAUGUUAUUCAAGUUAGUAGAGCGGAACGUUUAGUCGCCGAUUUACGACAAAUCCUCACGCUCAAACAACAUUAUUAUCCGGAAGGGGGAUGGGGAUGGGUCGUUCUUAUCGUUGGCGUUCUCGUUCAUAUUUUAAGUCAAGGUUUUCUUGCUUCUUACGGGUUAUUUUCAACGGAAACUAAUAGACAUUUCCACGUUCCUUCAAAUCAACUUACAGGAUGGUUGGGUGCUGUUUCAACCGGUGUCGCUUUAUUAAUAUCACCAGUUACGAUUGCUUUUUGCAGAAGAAAAUCAACGAGAGUUACAGCUGUAAUGGGAGGAUUAAUCACUGCUUUGGGAUGUCUUUUUACAUCUUUCGCUACACAAUUUCAUCAAUUAUUUUUUAG
Messenger RNA from Onthophagus taurus, 1025 nucleotides. Lineage: Eukaryota; Metazoa; Arthropoda; Insecta; Coleoptera; Scarabaeidae. The record is from RefSeq and is a predicted model, not a curated record.